Messenger RNA from Manis javanica (Malayan pangolin), 4542 nucleotides. Lineage: Eukaryota; Metazoa; Chordata; Mammalia; Pholidota; Manidae. The record is from RefSeq and is a predicted model, not a curated record.
CGCGCCCCGGUUGGUUGAGGCAACGCCGCGACGGCGGCGGCGGCCUCGAGAGCGGUAGUGGUUUCUGCUCAGCUUUAUUAGUUUUCUCCGCCCCCUCCCGUCGGAGGCUGUUGUGUGGCUGCCUUAAAAAAUCAACUUUAUUGUUCCUCAGCCCCACCUCCCGGCGCGGCGCGCGUCCUCAGGAUGCACUAAGGCUGAGGGGAGGGGAGGCGGCGGCGGAUCGCGGUCGCGGUCCCUCUCCUCCGAGCGCCCGGCCGGAGGGGAGGGAGUCACGAUGUCCGGGAGCCGCCAGACCGGGUCGGGCUCAGCUGGGACCAGCCCUGGCUCCUCGGCGGCCUCCUCGGUGACUUCCGCCUCGUCGUCCUUGUCCUCUUCACCGUCGCCACCUUCCGUGGCGGCCUCGGCGGCAGUGCUGGGAUCCGGCGGGGCGGCCCAGGCGGCGGGCUCGGGCGGCCUCGGGGGCCCGGGGCGGCCCGUGUUGGUGGCGGCCGCCGUGUCUGGCAGCGGCGGCGGGGCGGUGUCCGCGGGCCUGUCUCGGCUUAGCUGCGCGGCCAGGCCCAGCGCUGGCGUAGGAGGCGGCAGCUCCAGCCUCGGCGGAGGCAGCCGGAAGCGACCUCUGCUCGCCCCGCUGUGCAACGGGCUCAUCAACUCCUACGAGGACAAAAGCAACGACUUCGUGUGCCCUAUCUGCUUUGAUAUGAUUGAGGAAGCAUACAUGACGAAAUGUGGCCACAGCUUUUGCUACAAGUGUAUUCAUCAGAGUUUGGAAGAUAACAAUAGAUGCCCCAAGUGUAACUAUGUUGUGGAUAAUAUUGACCAUCUGUAUCCUAAUUUCUUGGUGAAUGAGCUCAUUCUCAAACAGAAGCAAAGAUUUGAGGAAAAGAGGUUCAAAUUGGACCACUCAAAUGGUCACAGGUGGCAAAUACUUCAGGAUUUGUUGGGAACUGACCAAGAUAACCUUGAUUUGGCCAAUGUCAACCUCAUGUUGGAGUUACUAGUGCAGAAGAAGAAACAACUAGAAGCAGAAUCACACGCAGCCCAACUACAGAUCCUAAUGGAAUUCCUCAAGGUUGCAAGAAGAAAUAAAAGAGAGCAAUUGGAACAGAUCCAGAAGGAGCUAAGUGUUUUGGAAGAGGAUAUUAAAAGAGUGGAAGAAAUGAGCGGCUUAUACUCUCCUGUCAGUGAGGAUAGCACAGUGCCUCAAUUUGAAGCUCCUUCUCCAUCACACAGUAGUAUUAUUGAUUCCACAGAAUACAGCCAGCCUCCAGGUUUCAGUGGCAGUUCUCAGACAAAGAAACAGCCUUGGUAUAACAGCACAUUAGCAUCAAGACGAAAACGACUCACUGCUCAUUUUGAAGACUUAGAGCAAUGUUACUUUUCAACAAGGAUGUCUCGUAUCUCAGAUGACAGUCGAACUGCAAGUCAGUUGGAUGAAUUUCAGGAAUGCUUGUCCAAGUUUACUCGGUAUAAUUCAGUACGACCUUUGGCUACAUUGUCAUAUGCUAGCGAUCUCUAUAAUGGUUCCAGCAUAGUCUCUAGCUGUAUCAGUUGGAGUAGUUACCAUAAGAAUCUGUUAGCCAGCAGUGAUUAUGAAGGCACAGUCAUUCUAUGGGAUGGAUUCACAGGACAGAGGUCAAAGGUCUAUCAGGAGCAUGAGAAGAGGUGUUGGAGUGUUGACUUUAAUCUGAUGGAUCCUAAACUCUUGGCUUCAGGUUCUGAUGAUGCAAAAGUGAAGCUUUGGUCUACCAACCUAGACAACUCAGUGGCAAGCAUUGAGGCGAAGGCUAACGUGUGCUGUGUGAAAUUCAGCCCGUCUUCUAGAUACCAUUUGGCUUUCGGCUGUGCAGAUCACUGUGUCCACUACUAUGAUCUUCGUAACACUAAACAGCCAAUCAUGGUAUUCAAGGGACACCGAAAAGCAGUCUCUUAUGCAAAGUUUGUGAGUGGUGAGGAAAUUGUCUCUGCCUCAACAGACAGUCAGCUAAAGCUUUGGAAUGUGGGGAAACCAUACUGUCUACGUUCCUUCAAGGGUCAUAUCAAUGAAAAAAACUUUGUAGGCCUCGCUUCCAAUGGAGAUUAUAUAGCUUGUGGAAGCGAGAACAACUCUCUUUACCUGUACUAUAAAGGACUUUCUAAGACUUUACUAACUUUUAAGUUUGAUACAGUCAAAAGUGUUCUGGACAAAGACCGAAAAGAAGAUGAUACAAAUGAAUUUGUUAGUGCUGUGUGCUGGAGGGCACUUCCAGAUGGGGGAGAGGAAGAAGAUGAGGAUGUUCAUGUAGAAGCUGAAAAACUGAAAGGGCAAGUUCAUUUGAAAGUUCUGUGACUGCAGGAUCCUGAGUGAAAAUCAAAUUCAACUGUACACAGACUCCAUGAACAACUUCAUAAAAGAAAAGCCAUUCUAAUUUUUAGGAUGCAGUUUGAAUGCAAUGUUAUUACCCUUCUGUGUCACCCCAAAGAGAGAGAAAAGAAGCAAAAGCCCCUACUUUUGUUUAUAAUCAUGGUAUAAAAAGAGCCUAAAAUAUGUAUGUUUUCUUAUUUGUAGUGACACUGUAGUCAUCACUCCAAAUUACUUUUUUCUGGCAAUGAGAAAACAAUGUAUCUAUAUUUAUAAAAAAGAAUGUCAAGACAAUAAGCUCUAUGGAGAGAAUAUUAAAGAAUUAACAGAUAUAAUGUAGACUGUGAGUUGUUCUUGUUUGAAGACUACCUACCUCAAAUUUUUAUAUUGUUUAAGGAAUAAUACUAAAUUCAGCCAUCUUCCUCACUGUUCUGUGUUCUCCAGGGAGUUGAAUUUGCAGAUACUGUAUAUUGUACAUAGAAUAAUUUUCAUCAUAUCAUGUGUUUGUCUAAAGGGCUUAAAUAGGUGCACAGAACUUAGCAGACACUUUAAGAAGAUAAUUCAGUGCUUGUAGGACAAACUGUUGAAUACUGACCACUUUAAUUUUUACUAGCUAUCUCAGCUGUUAUUCUUGCUUUUAUAAACAAAUGUGAACAGUAUUUCCAUGAACUUAUAUUUGCCAUGUGCCUAAUAGUGUUGUAUCACUCAAAAGGGAGAUUCAGUCUUAAAGAUCACUUGUCUAGACUCUUUUCCCUCCAACAAAAUCUUCAAGGAAUUUGCCUGCCUUAGUUUUACAACCAUAAAGUUGUUUUGGGGAAGAAAAUGUUUCUGAGUUUUUUGAGAUCCUUAUAUUUUUUAAAUAUCUAAGUGGUGGGGGGGAGGCAUGUGUCAUUUGUAACUUCUGUCUUCAGUUAAUUCUGAUUAAGAGCACAGCAAUCAGGUUGCCAGCUUUGCUUCCUGUGGACACUAAAUAUUGGCUCUGACGUGUUCAGUAAGUUACUAACUUUCUGUGUGUUUCAGUUUUAUCUUCUAUGAAAUCAGAAUAAUAGCAUCUUCUGCAUAAUAUUGUAGAAUAAAAUUAGAAAAUCUAAAGAAAGUAUUAAGAUAGGUGGGAAAUUCAAGGUAAAUGAUAAUAAAUGAUAAAUGUUGCUGUUUUCUGCAUUUACUACACUAAUCCACAUAGCUGGACAGCUGCACUUAUUUUUAAUUCAUCAACUAUUAAUAUUGCAAAUGCAAAAUAUGCAUUUAGAUAAUUUACAACCUAAUAAACAUAAAUAUUUAUAAACAAAUAUCUGGGUAUAAACCUGAAAGAAAAAUCUUUUUAAGAGAAUUAAUUACCCCUGAAAAUAUUGGGGGAAAAAUUACUUUUAUUUGGGAGAAUUAUGGAAGGUACUGGCUUUUGUGCUGGGCUUCAUAAAGAUGUACAGGGUUUCAGAAGGCUUAAAAUAGAGAAAAAGGUUGUGCCUGGACAGAAGACCAUAAACUAGCAUCUUUUAGUACCAACCAGGCAUUAUAUACUAAGUGCUACCUUAAUUCACAAUCAUCACCAUAAAACUUUUAAGGUAUAUUCUUUUGCCUCCGUUUACAAGUGAAAUUGAGGCUCAGAAAGGUUAACUGAUUUACCCAAGAUAGUACAACUAAAUUAAGGAGUAGAAGCAUUGGAAUUUGAAUUCAGGUCUGGUUGGCUCCAAAACCCACACUUUCUGCUACACUGCCUUCAGACUGGAGAACAGUGUGGACAGGUGCAGAUGAGGGAAACUGCAAUAGAUACAUAGGAAACUUUUAGUAGAAUGGUGUAAGUAAGAAGGUGGGGUAGAAACUCUUGGGAAAUAAGACUGGAGAGGUAGCUUGAAUGCCAUGCUGAUAAAAGAAAUGUGGGCUUUCUUUUCUGGGCACUAGUAAGCCCCUAAAGCCCACUGUAUAGGGAGAUAAAAUCACAUGAGGAUAUUCUCAUAGUAGCGUGUAGAGUGCAAUGAGAGGAGAUUGAAAGUAGAGAGUCCAGUUAGAUAGGUUAUUAAUUUAAUCAGCAUUUAUGUCUAUUGUUUCCUUUUUAAAAUGUUGAAGUUCACCUCAUACAUUACAAACAUGCUUAUUUAAAGAUGUUUAAAUAUACUCAGUUAAAAAAAUUUGUUUAAGCUAUGUUCAAGGAUAUAUAGCUAUUAUCUCCCACCUACUAGCAUGCAACUUGUUUUUUUCUUUUUCCA